AUGAGCUCAAUGUCCUCAGAGCCUUUACAGUUCUUAAUGCUUCAUAUGAGCGCUGGUAUUUCUGGUGUUCAUGUUAACGAGGAAGAAGGGCAAGCACUUGAUGGCUUACUUGGGUUCAUAUCAGAGCUUUGGGAAAAAGCACCAGCAAAAAUAGCAGACCAAUUACUUAUUAUGGAUGGAACCAAAGCUCGAACCGCUGCGCAGAAGGGUACAAGUACGCACGGCCUUCAAGGAUCAGUGGAGGAGUUGUUACACAAGCUUGAGCGCUUCAAGAUACGGACUUAUGAUUUGGGAGGGGAUGUGAAGGAGGAAGAUAAGCGAUAA
This is a messenger RNA of Prunus armeniaca (apricot), 324 nucleotides long. The record is from the annotation of a GenBank genome assembly. Lineage: Eukaryota; Viridiplantae; Streptophyta; Magnoliopsida; Rosales; Rosaceae.